Messenger RNA from Selaginella moellendorffii, 831 nucleotides. RefSeq lists its product as uncharacterized. The record is from RefSeq and is a predicted model, not a curated record. NCBI's taxonomy places the organism in Eukaryota, Viridiplantae, Streptophyta, Lycopodiopsida, Selaginellales, Selaginellaceae. Bases 1 to 831 code for a protein of 276 amino acids. The transcript has 5 exons.
AUGGCGCCCAAGGGCAAGAAGGGAAAGAAAGGCGGGGCGCCGAAGCCAGAUUCUGGAUGGCAGAAGGCGCUAGGGAAUUUCAAGUGGGAGCGGCCGCUGGAAGCUUUGCCAGAUCCAGCUGCUGCGCCGAAUUUUGGGGAAAUUCGUGCUACAAUCUUGCACGUUUGCCAAUUGAUUUCCAUUCUUUGGAGUAGCAAAGUGAAUGAGGCAUUUAUCGAUGAGCUCUUCAGGGCCUCUCGGCCUUCCUUGGAGAAGCUAGAGCUCCGUGGAGCGACGUCCUUGGCAAGGUUUGUCAUGCCUGACAACAUAGCAAACGCUCUCAAGGAGUUGGAUUUGUCAUGCUGCACAGCACUCGAGUAUGUUUUCCUCGAGGUACUUCUACGAUUUCUCAAGUUUCUUACAGGAUUUUUCUUAUACUCUCUUUUGGAGCAGUCGAGUUCUCUGGAGAAGCUAUCGCUCGCGAGGUGUGGGAAGCUAAGAACAGGGCACAUUGUCGCGCGGGGGCUCAAGGAGCUCAACCUCCACGAGUGUAACGAGCUCGUAGACCUCAUGUUUUGGAGCGACAACGUGUUAAUCUUAAAUCCUCCUUACAAGGAGAAAGAUCGACUGGAACUCUAUUGUCCAGAGCUCAAAGGAUUCCACUGCCCUCCCAUGAAGAUUGUGAGACCAAUUGUGGAGACUCCACCUCCAUUGAAGGAACUCCUCGAGCACGACAAGGUGGUCGAAAGAUAUGAGAUUGAGCGGAACCGUGUUCUCGAGCCAGGCUUCACGGGAUUAGCAGACUUUCCGAAGACACCAUACCUGGGAUUUAAUUCUUAUCGGCUAGCAUAG